Molecule: messenger RNA, 2795 nt
Organism: Ziziphus jujuba (common jujube)
Lineage: Eukaryota; Viridiplantae; Streptophyta; Magnoliopsida; Rosales; Rhamnaceae
Product: serine/threonine-protein kinase ATG1c
Exons: 13
Coding region: 432-2606 (724 amino acids)
Biological process (GO): autophagy; peptidyl-serine phosphorylation
Cellular component (GO): cytoplasm
Molecular function (GO): protein serine/threonine kinase activity; ATP binding
Source: RefSeq, a predicted model, not a curated record
UAUCUCCCUAAUCAUAUUAAUAUUUAAAAAAAAAAUUCACUAAUUUUUAAUUAUUUCCAAUUAAUUACCAAAAUCCAAACAAAAUGAUUUCAUUAUUAUUAUUAUUAUUAUUUAAAACCAAGAUGAUAAUUUUAAGCUCUCGCUCACGUUAAACAAAAAUUCAUUAAUCUUUUUAUUCUCUCUCUCUAUCUCUCUCUGUCUCUCUCUUUCUCUUUAACUCCUCAAUUCGACCGAAUUUAGUUUUUCAAUCAUUCUUUUUGGGUCGAAUAUCCGGAGGAUCCGAUAUCUAAGUCCGGCGAGUUAGUACUCGAGCUUGGAUUUUGGGAAUUCGGAGCUUCUUCCUCGGGUUCGGAUUCUAGGGUUGUUUUUGUUUUUUGGUUUUUUGGUUUUUUUUUUUUUUUUGUUUUCCUUCAGAAAAAGGUGUUAGGCAAAUGGCUCAGGUGUCCUCCGGGAGAGGCAGGGUGGUUGGUGAUUAUCAUGUGGGCAAGCAAAUCGGGUCGGGUUCGUUCUCGGUGGUUUGGCACGCGCGGCACAGAGUCCAUGGGACCGAGGUGGCGAUCAAAGAGAUCGCCAUGGGGCGGCUAAAUAAGAAGUUGCAGGAUAGUUUAAUGUCCGAGAUCUUUAUCUUGAAGAGGAUUAACCAUCCUAAUAUUAUUCGCUUGCACGAUAUUAUAGAGGUUCCUGGCAAGAUACAUCUUGUAUUGGAGUACUGCAAAGGUGGUGAUCUUUCAAUGUAUAUACAACGCCAUGGAAGAGCACCAGAAGCAGUUGCAAAGCACUUCAUGCAGCAGCUAGCGGCUGGUCUACAAAUUCUUCGUGAAAAUAAUCUUAUACAUCGAGAUCUAAAACCACAGAAUCUCCUGCUUUCCUCUAAAGAAAAAAAUUCAGUCUUGAAGAUUGCAGAUUUUGGAUUUGCAAGAUCUCUGCAACCUCGUGGCCUUGCAGAAACUUUGUGUGGUUCGCCACUUUACAUGGCUCCAGAGAUAAUGCAACUUCAGAAGUAUGAUGCAAAGGCAGAUCUCUGGAGUGUUGGUGCAAUUUUAUUUCAGCUUGUUACUGGGAAAACCCCAUUCAAUGGAAACAACCAAAUACAGUUGCUCCAGAACAUUGUGAAAUCUACUGAACUACAUUUCCCUUCUGAUAGCAAUGACUUGAGUUCUGAGUGCAAAGAUUUGUGCCAAAAAUUGUUGCGCCGUAAUCCUGUGGAACGCUUAACCUUCGAAGAGUUUUUUAACCAUCAGUUUCUCUCUCAUGAGCAACCAGAUGACUCUUUGAGGAGUAGGCGAUCAUCUAGAAUGGUGGAAGGAUUUCCUUUGUCAGAAUGCAACCCUGUAAGGAACAUGGAAGAAAGUUCUCAAGAGGAUUGCCUACCUUUCAUUUUUGAUGAUGAUUCAAGUGGUCCUGAGGGGAGUCCCUCUUUAAGAAGGAGGUUCUCGAUGAAGUCUACUUAUGGAUUUUCUCUUGAUUCUAGAGCUGAUAGGCCGGAAGCACCACCUACUACUUCUAAUAACGUUGAUUCCACACUCAGAUAUGGUACUGCCACACGUAAAGAAAAUUCUACUCUUAGGUUGGACAGCCACAGACCAUCAGAUAGAAGUCUUGCAGAUCCUUUGAAGUCAAUGGACCGGAAACCAGUGAAUUCUCAAUCACGAGUUGUGGAUUCACUAGAGUUAAUUGAUCAAGAUUAUGUUCUUGUCUCUGGACCUCCUAUUGACACAUCGUAUUCCUCAACCAGUGCUUCCAAGCCAAGCCAUUUUCCAUAUAAAUCACAGAGUCCCUCCAGAGCAUCUCUUGUCACCAUGUCAAGUGCCCCCAUGCCAAUCACAGGUGCUGCUAAUAGUAAUAUAUGUCACAUAGGAAGCUUGGAAAGUCGGAGCUCUGCUCCAGGGACUUCACAAGGAUCAGUGGAUGUAGUAGAUACUUUGGAGCAACCAUCAAAACACUGCAUGACAAGGAUCAACUCUUUGCAGAAGUGUGCAUCUGCCAUCACAGAAUUAGUUAAUGAAAAGAUUGAGGCAGGGAGACAGCUAGAAGCAUUCUCAAUUCAGCUUGUAAUUCUUGCUAUUUGGAAACAAGCACUGCACAUAUGUCAUACACAGGCUGCCUCAGCUAUGGAAGGAAGUCCAAACCAAGAGACUACAAGAUUUAGGAGGAGCAACAGCAAGAAGUGCAGUAGUCCAGAAGCAAUGGAAUGCCUUGAUGAACAAGGACCUCGGGAUCUGUCCUCUCAGAUUGAGAGAGAAUUUCUCAGGGAAGUUGAGCAUGCUGAGGAACUUGCUAAGGUUGUUGAGCCAGGAAUUAUAGAAAUGCCAGAUGCAAUGGAAACAAUAUUUCAAUCUGCUCUUGCUUUUGGAAGAAAUGGUGGUGUUGAUGAGCUUAUGGGUAAUAUGGAAAGUGCAACAGCAUUGUAUUCAAAAGCUGUUCGUUUGUUAGUUUUCCUUUUGGUGGAAGCACCAUCCCUCAUUCUCAACCCUCCAUUUUCGCUAACUAACUCAGACCGGUAUAGGCUCCGAUCAUACAUCGACUUACUUAAUAACAGGCAAGAUUACUCAAGGUCACGGCGGUUGGCUAUUUUGAGAAGUGGGGAUCAACAAUGCCCUCCUUAACAAGCCAAGAUAUUAGCAACCUGUUGAUUGAUGACUUUGCCAUGUGUUAUUGUGUAUAAUUAUUUGUUUGUACAGCUAUUCUUUGAGUGAUUGGGAAGAAGAUGGGAAGUUGGCAGGACUUGUAUCCUGAGUGGGUUGUUGUACAAUUCUGUUAUUUAAAGAAUGAAAUGUGCAUAUUGGUUCUCAUUA